AUGAGCAGGUCCGGAGAGGAGGAGGCCUUGCCGCUCAUGGCGCCGUUGGUGGCGGGUGCUGGCGCAUGUCACACAGUCACUACACUCGCGAAGCGAGGCGCAGGCGGCGCGGGCGGUCUGCGUGCGCCGAGCGAGCGCGACUGCCGCGCGCUGGCCCCCACCGCACCACGCGAGCCCCCACCGCUACCGGCUGCCUCAUUUCUCACUAUAAUUUGCGUGUUGCUCGUUUUUUACCAUUAUUACUCCCUCGUUUUGUUUUACGUAUUAUCGAGUGCAUCCCGCUCGCACCGGCCGCCAUGCGCGCCGUGCGCCGCCCAGAUAAUAGCUACAUGCAAUUACGUCGCACCGAAGUGA
Molecule: messenger RNA, 354 nt
Organism: Arctia plantaginis
Lineage: Eukaryota; Metazoa; Arthropoda; Insecta; Lepidoptera; Erebidae
Source: the annotation of a GenBank genome assembly